AUGAUUCGGUUCCGCGCACGCACCCCUGACGGCCGCCAAGCCGUGGUACAGAUCGAUGACAAUGCAACUAUCCGCCAACUACGUGAGACCAUCUGUGAGAAGGUGGAUAUCAAGCAGUUCGAACUGAAAGCCGGCUUUCCUCCAAAGGUCAUCAAGCUCGAAGACUAUUCCGACGACACCACCAUCAGCGCCUCAGGCCUGCAGCUCAACAACGAGUCUAUACAGGUCAUUCCUCCCGCAACCCCAGCACCGGCCGCACCGCCAUCACAACCUCUUCAAUCCGGCCCUAAUCCCACCAAAGCACCCGCUGGGCCCUCCAAAAUCUCCGAUCCCCGCCAAGAGACGCCCGAGAUCCCCAUCCCAAGCGAAUCCUCGACGCUCGUGCUUCGCGUCAUGCCAGACGACAACUCCUGUCUCUUCCGCGCCAUCACCACCGCCGUAUCUGGCGACCAGCACGCUGAUCACGUCACAAAACUACGCUGGCACGUCGCCGACUACAUCCGCAACAACCCGUCCGUCUACUCGGCCGCCAUCCUCGGCAAAGAGCCCGCCGCCUACUGCGCCUGGAUCCAGCAGGAGAACUCCUGGGGCGGCGAUAUCGAACUCGACAUCCUAAGCAGAGUGCUAGGCGUGGAGAUUGAUGCGUGUAUCGUGCAGCCGUUCAGCGUCCAGCGGUACAACGAGGGCGCCUCCGAGAGGAUAGUCUUGAUCUACAGUGGCAUCCAUUACGACACGGUGGCGGUGAGUCCAGACCCGGAGGGCGAUCUGGGCGCCGAGCUUGACAUGCGGCGGUUCGAGGUCGUGAAUUCAGACUGGGUGCUGGAGGGCACGAGGAAGCUGUGUGAGAAGCUGGCGGCGCAGGGGUACAUGACGAACACGAGCACGUUUGGCAUCAUGUGCAAGGUGUGUGGCUGGAAGGGAAAGGGUGAGAGGGAGGCGACGAAGCAUGCAAUGGAGACGGGACAUAUGGAGCUGGAGGAAAUUCGGUGA
This is a messenger RNA of Cyphellophora europaea CBS 101466, 990 nucleotides long. RefSeq lists its product as uncharacterized. Gene Ontology annotation, cellular component: cytosol; nucleus. Gene Ontology annotation, biological process: endoplasmic reticulum unfolded protein response; protein deubiquitination. The record is from RefSeq and is a predicted model, not a curated record. NCBI's taxonomy places the organism in Eukaryota, Fungi, Ascomycota, Eurotiomycetes, Chaetothyriales, Cyphellophoraceae. The transcript has a single exon. Gene Ontology annotation, molecular function: cysteine-type deubiquitinase activity; protein binding. The coding region runs from base 1 to 990 and encodes 329 amino acids.